CGUUCGUUGUGUUCGGAAGUGGAUUGGAAUCUAAGCGUUCGGAUAGUGGAUAUUUAGUAGAUUUUUGUGCAAUAUGACCAAGUGGAGUUGUACAAACGGUUGAAUUACGACGAGGUAAUUGAUGCCAAAGGAGUGAGUUGGUCAGAUCAAUUGCACUAGCGGGUGGCGUGUUUUGGCAACGGAUCAGAAGAGCAGCAAGCACUUUGACAGGGCGUGAGGAGGAAUAGGUUCGUGCGUGAUAGAUUAGCGUAAUGUGGCAAGCACCGUCGGAUUUUGUGACAGAAUGUUGUGCCGUUGAUCAACAUUAGUGUCGUAUUUCGGCGAAUGGUUUAGAUUUUUUGCUCAUAUUUUGUCGGCGGAAUAGAUUGCAGAAACCGAAUCGGCCGGCCGGCGGUGAAGGUGGCAUCGUGUAUGCAACGUGGGGCUAUUUUUAGUGUGACCAUUUGAAGCCGUAGACGUGCGUUUCAAGCAUUCGGCGGGUGAAAUAUUUGACCGAGGCGCAACUCCCAGCAUCGUCGCUAGUCGCUGCUCAGCAAGAGUGUAAACAGCUGCGUCAACGAAGAAAAUCGAGAAGCACGAAUUUAGAGCGUGUCGGACUGUGAUAUUUGCGCAAUAUAAGGCGGGGGUGUGGAUUAAGUGAGAAUGUGUCGUUGUCGACAGCACUAAAUGAUAAGAAGAUCUACCAGAACCAAAGAAACCAGUCGGAGUCAGUGAAAGUACAAAGCAAAAUGUUGCAGCAUCCAAACAGCGAUUAUUACGAGUUAUCUGCGGCCAGUAAACAAACGCCCCCUACUUUCAGUCCACAGGCAGCGAAUGCGGCAGUUUUGGGGGCUAUGGGCGGCGGAGGUGGUAGCGGAGGGGGCUUGAACAACAAUAACAACAAUAACAACAACAACAAUGAUAAUGAUCUGGAUUUGAUGGGUCAGAAUGGGGGAUUGAACAGCACUGAUCGGGAAUCGAUGCCAAGUUUUGGAUUUACGCAGGAACAGGUUGCAUGCGUGUGUGAGGUCCUACAGCAGGCGGGCAACAUCGAACGGUUGGGCCGAUUUCUGUGGUCAUUGCCCCAGUGCGACAAACUGCAACUAAAUGAAUCCGUGCUCAAAGCCAAAGCCGUGGUGGCGUUUCACCGGGGGAAUUUUAAGGAGCUGUACCGAUUGCUGGAGCACCACCAGUACGCACCGCACAAUCACGCCAAACUGCAAGCGCUGUGGCUGAAAGCACACUACGUAGAAGCAGAGAAACUGCGGGGGCGACCCUUAGGAGCCGUUGGCAAAUACCGAGUCCGCCGCAAGUUUCCCCUGCCCCGAACCAUUUGGGACGGAGAAGAGACCAGUUACUGCUUCAAGGAAAAAUCAAGAUCGGUUCUGCGAGAUUGGUACACGCAUAAUCCUUAUCCCUCGCCGAGGGAGAAGCGGGAACUGGCCGAAGCAACCGGAUUAACCACCACCCAGGUCUCAAAUUGGUUCAAAAACCGACGACAAAGGGACCGAGCAGCAGAGCACAAAGAUACCGGCGAAUCCGACAAACAGCACCUGGACUCAUCGAGUGACUCGGACAUGGACGGUCCAAGUUUGGGCAUGCCUGGCUCCAACAGUGGACCGCAGCAGGUGCUCGCCGGAAGUGCGGCCCAGGGUCUCCACUUGGGUCACGGGGGACUCGGCGGAGGAAUUCCCGGCAGUGGCGGCCCCCUUUCCGUACCCGGCGCUCAAGCGGGCGGCGGUGGCGGAAAUGCCGGGGGCGGUGGACUGCCCGGACUAGGAAUCGAUCAUCAACCGCAGCCGCUGUCGACGCGAAACAGUAAUCUGAUGAAUAUCCCCACCGGAGGCAACAAAGCACUGGGGCAGCUGUCGUCGAGCUCGUUGACGGCGGCGUACUCGCAUCUGUGGGACCGCAGCAACGUGAUGGGAUCGAUGCCACCAAUCUACGACAUUGGAGACUAUCAGCAUUUAUGAUUUUAAGCGAUUGUGAUUGUGUUUAAGGGAAUGCGAUUUUUCUAUAUGAAUGGGGGUUUUGUUGUAGACUAUUAUAAUAGGAGUUUGGAAAAUUGAAUGCAAUUUUUUAAGUAGUUACAAUUUUCAAUUUCUUUAUCAACAGAUCAGCUCUAUAAUGUACUGUGUACUUUUAUUAGAUCUUUCUUAAUCAAUCAUAGUUUGAAAGUUGAAGUCCAGCCUAGUAAAGAGUAGGGAAGGUACGACUUGGAAGCACUCUCGCACUUGGAUUUUGAUUACUGUUUCUUUCUGUCUUUCGUAGCAAGGAACUGCUUAUUGUAAAGAAUUCCAACAUUUUUAGCGAAUUGCGAUUUAAUUAACAGUAAAAAAUAUAAUCAAAGUUCAUUGACUAUUUUCCGGUUAUUGAACAUCUGAGAUGGACAUUAAUUACAAUGUUUUGAAAACUUGAUGUGCAGAGAAGGGAUUCAAAAAAUUCCCGAAUAAGUAUUUGAGAAAUCCCCGAGAGAGAAUUCGAGAUGUUUCCGAGGGGGAAUUCGAAGUAUUCCCGAGAAGAAAUUCAAGAAACUCCCGAGGGGGAAUUUAAGAAAUUCUCGAGGGGGAAUUCGAGGAAUUCUAGAAGGGGAAUUACGAAUUCUUGAAGAGGAAUCUUAUGAAUCCCCGAGGAUGUAUUCUAGAAAUUCCCGAAGGGAAGAAUUCAAGGAAUUCCCAAGGGGGAAUUUGAGAAAUCCCUGAGGGGAAAUUUGAGAAAUCACCGAGAGGGAAUUCAAGGAGUUGCUAAAGGAAAUUCGAAGGAUUCCCGGGAGAAUACUCAAGAAGUUUCCGAGCGGGAAUUUGUGAAAUUCCCGAGAAGGGAUUCGAGAAAUUCCAGAAGGGGAAUUUGAGAAAUACCCAAAAGGGAGUUCUAGGAAUUUCCGAAGGGGGGAAUUCUAGGAAUCCCCGGGGGAGAUUUUCAGGAAUUCCGAAGAAGGAAUGCGAGAAAUCCUUGGGGGGAAUUUGAGAAAUCCCUGAGGAGGAGUUUGAGAAAUCCCUGAAGGGGAAUUUGAGAAAUCCCCGAGGAGGAGUUUAAGGAAUUCCCGAGAGUAAAUUUGUGAAAUUCCCGAGAAAUUCCAGAACGGGAAUUCGAGAAAUUCCCAAAAGGGAAUUCUAGGAAUCCCCGAGAAGGAGUUCUAGAAAUUCCCGAAUGGGAAUUUUAGGAAUUCCAGGGGGAGUAUAUCAGGAAUUUUAGAAAUCCCUGAGGGGGAGCUUGAGAAAUCCCUGAAGGGGAAUUUGAGAAUUCCUCGAGAAGGAAUUCAAGGAAUUCCCGAGAGGAAAUUUGAGGAGUUCCCGAGGA
Messenger RNA from Armigeres subalbatus, 3279 nucleotides. Its product is annotated as homeobox protein SIX1. NCBI's taxonomy places the organism in Eukaryota, Metazoa, Arthropoda, Insecta, Diptera, Culicidae. Gene Ontology annotation, cellular component: transcription regulator complex; nucleus. The coding region runs from base 729 to 1952 and encodes 407 amino acids. Gene Ontology annotation, molecular function: DNA-binding transcription factor activity, RNA polymerase II-specific; RNA polymerase II cis-regulatory region sequence-specific DNA binding. The record is from RefSeq and is a predicted model, not a curated record. The transcript is spliced from 6 exons. Gene Ontology annotation, biological process: regulation of transcription by RNA polymerase II.